This is a messenger RNA of Vitis riparia (riverbank grape), 913 nucleotides long. RefSeq lists its product as uncharacterized. Gene Ontology annotation, molecular function: proton transmembrane transporter activity. Bases 117 to 485 code for a protein of 122 amino acids. Lineage: Eukaryota; Viridiplantae; Streptophyta; Magnoliopsida; Vitales; Vitaceae. The record is from RefSeq and is a predicted model, not a curated record. Gene Ontology annotation, biological process: proton motive force-driven ATP synthesis. The transcript has 3 exons.
UGUGAGCUUGAGAGCUGCCAUAGACCCAUAAAACCCUAUCUGUCUCUCUCUUCCUCCCUCCCUCCCUCCCUCCCUCUCUCUCUCAUCAACUACUGAGAAACUUCAGGUGGGAAUUCAUGGCUUCCAAACUGGUUCAACUGCAAUCCAAGGCUUCCCAGGCCUCACAGUUCGUGGCCAAGCAUGGAUGUGCCUACUACAAGCAGCUGAUGGAGCAAAAUAAGCAGUACAUCCAGGAGCCGCCGACUGUGGAGAAAUGCAAUCUUUUGUCAAAACAAUUGUUCUACACUCGUCUUGCCAGUAUUCCUGGACGCUAUGAGGCCUUUUGGAAGGAACUUGAUUGUGUCAAGCAACUGUGGAAGAACAGGCAGGAGAUGAAGGUCGAGGAUGCAGGCAUUGCUGCUUUGUUUGGGCUGGAGUGCUUUGCCUGGUUUUGUGCUGGUGAGAUUGUAGGACGAGGAUUUACAUUCACUGGCUACUACGUCUAAGUAUUGUAUGAAGGAUCACUUAUGCGAUCACACUGAUCACUAAGUGCCGCAUCAAGGAGAAUCAUCUUUGGAUUUGACUCAAUCUGAUGAUGCUCACCAUUGGAUAUAUUUUUUCAGUAACAUGGUUUAGUUAAUUUAGACCGUAAUCCAACAUGGAAAUUUCCCCUUUUCAUUUGUUUUUCCCCAAGAAUUGUGAUACUGAUGAGUCAGAGGAACAUCCUUUUUUUCUGAAUAAUUUGCCUGUCUGUUGAUGCAUUUUAAGCCAAAUUUGGCUGAGGAAGGUGCCUGGUGUUGCAAGCAUGUGAUAUCUGAACAAUUCCAGAUGGGGUAUGAUUCAUGUAGAGGCUGAAUGUGUUUGAUACUACUACAUAUUUGCUUACCUAAAUGGUAUACACAUUAAUAAUGUUUCUGGCUUUUUGCACACUAAA